Molecule: messenger RNA, 1119 nt
Organism: Danio aesculapii
Lineage: Eukaryota; Metazoa; Chordata; Actinopteri; Cypriniformes; Danionidae
Gene: npy7r
Product: neuropeptide Y receptor Y7
Exons: 1
Coding region: 1-1119 (372 amino acids)
Biological process (GO): G protein-coupled receptor signaling pathway
Cellular component (GO): membrane
Molecular function (GO): neuropeptide Y receptor activity
Source: RefSeq, a predicted model, not a curated record
AUGGGCCAAUCAGAUCUAGUCAAUGGAACAGAGGACGCAGUCCUCCAUGAUGGGAAUCAAGAGACCAGCCUGGGAAAUGACAGCGUCAACACUUACAAACCAGCCUUUGUGGAUGACAUCACCAAGCACCUAAGUGUUCAAAUAUCUCUUAUAUUAGCAUAUUCACUGAUAAUUCUGCUAGGACUUGUGGGCAACUCUCUGGUCAUUUACAUGAUCAUUCUUUAUAGAAACAUGCGUACCGUCACCAACUACUUCAUCGCCAAUCUGGCCCUGGCUGACCUGAUGGUGGACACGGUGUGUUUACCUUUCACCUUGGUUUACACAUUGUUGGACGAAUGGAAAUUUGGAGCAGUCAUGUGUCACAUGGUGCCUUAUAGCCAAGCUCUCAGCGUUCACGUAUCCAUUCUCACCCUUACCAUUAUUGCUCUGGAGCGCUACAGGUGUAUUGUUUUCCAUCUUGGUCAGCGACUCAAUCGAUGCACUAGCUUUAUCAUCAUUGGCUUGACCUGGGCGUUCGCUGCCAUACUGGCUGGCCCACUGGCCAUUUUCCGAGAGUAUCGCCACGAGGAAAUCCCUUACAUCGACUUACGGAUUGCGGUUUGCUCUGAGAAAUGGCCCAAUGGCACGAAUCGGGAUGCGGUCAUUUACAGUCUAUCGAUGCUUCUCCUGCAGUAUGUGGUCCCUUUGGCCAUCAUCAGUUAUGCUUACGUGUGCAUUUGGAUUAAACUGAAAAACCACGUCAGCCCUUCCAACCGCAACGAUGGCAUUGUCCGUCGGAAGAAGACCACUAAGAUGUUGGCUCUAGUAGUCGUGGUCUUCGCAGUUUGCUGGCUUCCUUUCCACAUGUUUCAGCUGGCCAGCGAUCUUGACUUGAUUCUCAAGUUCAAAGAGUACAAACUGAUUUAUACCUUGUUUCACAUUGUGGCGAUGUGCUCAACUUUCGUCAAUCCGCUGCUCUAUGGCUGGAUGAACCAGAAUUAUAGGAACGGCUUCCUCAUGUUCUUCCGCUGUGAGCACAAACCAGACUCAAUCUACCCUGAUGGCUCCUUCAGGACUCGAUCAUUGAGAGGGAUGAUUGUGAACGGGUACAAUGAUGGUCAGCCUGCGGCAGCUGUCUGA